AUGUUUUUUUAUUUUAAAUAAUCCAAGGCUAUACAGAAUUCACUAUCGAUAGUGUGUUUGUGUGUAGGCGAAAAAUUAUCGAUAGUUUUCAAUUCAUUGACAAAAAUUUCAUAAAAUGUAAAAAUGAAUGUUGAAAAUUCUUGGAUUUUGGGACCAAUUUUAUUUGGUUUUGUUAUUGGUUUUCGAUCGAAAUCAUUCAGAUUAUCAUCAUUAACAUUGAGACAAAAACUUGUAAUUGUUUUCAAUACAAAUAAUGUUCGUCGAAUGAAUAAUACAGAAUUAUUAUCAAAUUGUUCGAAAAUUUCGAUAAUGGCAUUUGAAUCAUCCAGAAAACAAACACCAUUAUCAUAUUAUCUUUGGUCAUUGUUUGGACAACCAAAAGUAGUUUUACAGGCAAAUUCCAACCAGAAUUUAGAACAUUUUGCUCGACAAGCAUCCGAAUCGAUGAUUUGUUCAACAAUUUUACGUAAUAAUAAUGAUCGAAUAAUUUUGGCAAUUGGUCCAGGACCUAAUCACAUGAUUGAUAAGAUUACUGGACAUUUAAAACUGUUAUAAUCAUAUAAUUUUAGUGAUGUGUAAAUAAUUUGAUAAAUAAAAUGUAUACAAAUUCUGUUUAUUAA
Messenger RNA from Dermatophagoides pteronyssinus (European house dust mite), 620 nucleotides. RefSeq names its product peptidyl-tRNA hydrolase 2, mitochondrial-like. The record is from RefSeq and is a predicted model, not a curated record. Gene Ontology annotation, cellular component: cytosol. Lineage: Eukaryota; Metazoa; Arthropoda; Arachnida; Sarcoptiformes; Pyroglyphidae. Gene Ontology annotation, molecular function: peptidyl-tRNA hydrolase activity.